Didymodactylos carnosus is the source of this 1536-nucleotide messenger RNA. The record is from the annotation of a GenBank genome assembly. NCBI's taxonomy places the organism in Eukaryota, Metazoa, Rotifera, Eurotatoria, Philodinida, Philodinidae.
AUGGCUACAGCUACGGCUCAAAUAUCAUCGCCUUCUGUUGUGAAUGAUUUAGACUCGCAAAAUUUUCAUCUAAAGUGUUCUCUGUAUGAAACAAAACGUAAAUCAAUGGCAACAGACCAUGAUGAUCUAAAACAAAUGGAGAAUCAAACAACAUUACGAACACCAUCGAUAACACAAAAACUUGGACGUUCAAAAUAUAUGACACAAACGUCUGUUCCAUCAACUCGCGUACCACCAACCACACUUCAUAGUCGAAAUUCUAUCUCUGGUGAUCUAUUUCAAUUAAUACGGUCAGCGUUAAAGCCCUUUAAAUCGGCAGCGACUAUAACACCAACAAACGAUGUUGUUACAACAUCAAAACAAACCUCAAAAGUGAAUUUAGUUCGAUAUCGACCAUUAAGUGAUAAUAUUACUGAUCCUAUCCAACAAAGUACCCGUGUAGGGUGUUGGUGGUUGCCAUGGCAAUCAUUAGCUGUACGAAAACUUAAAAAAGCAUCAGAGGAUUUCAUAAAAUGCAUGGGAUGGUCGCUUAAUCCACACGACAAAGAAAAUCUUUUAAAGUGGAAUAUUGCUAUGAAAUAUUUGUUACCAAUGACAUUCGACGUUACAAAAGCUGUCCAAUUCUACAAAUUACAUGAGAUUUUACGUCAGAAAGAGAAUCUUGAUCGAAUAGCUCUAAAUAAUCCAAAUUUAAUACGAGAAAUAGAAUCGGGAAAGUAUUUUACAUUGCCGAUGAAAUCCAGUCAGCCUAUAUUUGCAAUAUUUACUGCUUCUGUACAUCAAAUAUCAACAACAAUGACUUUGCAGGAACGUGAACAUUUAACAAUGCAAGCAUUAAUUACUCAGUUAGAUGCGACUGCUGAAAGUAUGAAUGUACAAAAAAACGGAUUACAAUUUAUUUAUGAUAUGCAAAAUUACACAACGUCCAAUACUGAUCAUAGUUUAACCAAAAAAGUCUUAAAACUAUUACAGGGUGUUUAUCCUAUUAUGUUAAAACAUGUAUAUAUUGUUGGUGCUCCAGUAUCGUUCAAAGUUCCUUUCGAGAACGUGACAUUAUAUACUCGUGAUGAAAUGUUAUCAUUUUUGUCCACCCAAUCUUACACAAUGGCUGAAAUUCCCGCUAAUUUCGGUGGUUUAUACGAUCCUAAGGUAGAGGAUGGUGAACGUCAUCGAAUGUGUCAGAAAGUUUUACUGAAUCCACAAUCAACGUGUCACAAGUAUUAUUCCGCUGACAAUUUCCAGCCUAUGAAAUCAACGAUUUUGUAUGUAAAUAAUGACGCAGAUAAUAUAAAUACAAUAAAACAAAAUAGUACUUCGAAUAUAACAGCAUCAAAUUCAUCACCAAAUUCGUCGUCGUUAGUUGCUAUUGUCACAUUAAGAAGAAAUCAACCGCAACAAGCUCAAACACAGGUGUCAAAAGCACGAAAACGAGAAUCAUCAGCAUCAUCGUGUGAUUCCGAAAAACGUCGACGUUCCAAUGAUAACCAAAUAGAAAAGGAAGAACAAACCGCUCAAUUAAUACAAACAUACAGGUAG